Triticum aestivum (bread wheat) is the source of this 3184-nucleotide messenger RNA. RefSeq lists its product as uncharacterized. The coding region runs from base 863 to 3184 and encodes 773 amino acids. The record is from RefSeq and is a predicted model, not a curated record. NCBI's taxonomy places the organism in Eukaryota, Viridiplantae, Streptophyta, Magnoliopsida, Poales, Poaceae. The transcript is spliced from 7 exons.
UUAGCCACAAGCAGGCGCACGGGGAUUAAAACAAGAGACACGCACACGAGGAGCGAGCCACCAAACCUAGCCGCCGCACGCCGACGACCACAGACGCCGCAUCCCUGCCGCACGCGGACGACCACGGACGCCGCGUCCCUGCCGCACGCCGUCAACCACGGGCGCGCCGAUGGUCUGAGCGAGGCGAGCUGUCGGGGAGCUCAUCCCAGGCCCUCUGCAGCUCGCCGCUCCCGCCGUCGUCCAUCGCUCGCCUGAGCCUCGAAUCAGCUAGGGAGGACUCCGGCUGAUCCGUUUGCGGGGCUGCCGUCCAGCAGCCGAAACCGGGAUAACCGGCCACCCACUGAGGCUGUUUUUUCAUUCUCUGCUUCUGACUCUGUUUUUUUCUUCACUGCCUGACACUGUGUUUUCUUCUUUGUCUCUGCAUUCAACGCGUUAAUUGCAAUUGCUAUCUUAUCUAGUUCUAGGAAGCAGCUAGAUUAGGUACAUGUAUGAUGCAAGCUAGCAAAAAAAAUGUAAAUAAAAUACUUUGUGUGGAAAUCUGGCCUUUUUUUGGACGAACGGAUUUUGCAGAUGACAACUCUAGGAGCUCUAAAUAUGAUUUUUUUUAGAUCUUUUUUUUGCCAACAAGAUAGUAAGAAAUCUAGCAAGUAGUAAUCUGAAAAAAAACAGUCGCUUCCUCACGCAAAACGAUUAUGAUUUAAUCUUUUUUUUCUUAGCAAGAGCAUUUUACUUCUCUAGGCAUGAACUUCUGAGCACCACCUUCAUUUCUCUAUCUAGAGAAUGGCAACUGUGUAUUUGUGUAAUUUAGCUGUCGGGAAAUCCGAAAAUUAACUUUUCUCUUGCCAUUUUCGUUUGUCACAGGAUGGACGGCUACGGGGUCCCUGCUUCGGGACCUAGCACGCUCCGACAGAUUGAUGACGUUCCAUCUGAAUCAGAAGACGAAGAGGGGAUUGGUUUUCCUGCAGGAGGCGCGGUCGCCGAGUCUGAUUCGGACAAGGAAGAUCAGAUCCAGGUCAAUGGAAAAGCACCCUCAAUCGGGUCAAGGUGCAGCGUGAAGAAGUUGCACGACCUGAUUUCCUCAUUUGAUGAGGAGAAACGACAGUAUGUAGCCGAGAUGGAGUUUGGGGGGCUGCUAGAGCUACCAAAGAUAACAAGGACGGAUAGGCAUUUCUUGAUGUCUAUCCUAAGCCACAUCGAUGGGGAGGCAAGUUCAAUUACAAUUGAUCACAAACGCGACAUGCAAUUUUUCGAUGAAGAUGUCAAACUGGUCAUCGGCAUACCAUGUGGAACUGCUCCUGUUCGCCCUCCAGACCACGCUGUUCCGGAGGCAGUGGUGACACAGAUAAGAGAGAUGUUUGGAAUUGGUCCAGGAGAGCACAGCAUACUGCCAAUCGUUGAAGCUGUGAAGCAGACAUACGGGCGUCCUAUGACGACACACGAGAAGAACAGGUUCAAAGUGGGGCUGGUCAUAUGCGCAUGCACAUACCUCCUCGCUCCAACAAUGAAGAACGACUACUUCUGUACUGAUUAUUGGGGCGCGCUGGCAACGGCAGAGCUCAUACAUAUGCACAACUGGUGCCGAUAUACAAGGGAAGAGCUGUUAGUUGCGGCGAAGAGGGUGAAGGCAGACCUUCUAGGAGGGCGUCUGAAGUCUAAUCUAUCAGGUUGCCUCCCAUUUGUACUGGUGUUCUAUAUUGACAAUCUUGACGUUGGAGAGCAGAACAUCGACCACACCGCGCGCCCAAGAGUGAAGGCGUACAGCUACGCAGCUAUCAGAUCAAUAAUUGAAAAGGACAUCAAGUCGCGCAAGGGAGAUUACCCAGUCAUCUAUGGCAGACUCCUGCCAAGACCAGCAGCAGAUGUCUGUUAUCACAGAAACCCUAUAACAAGGCAACGGGCAGCAAGCACAUCAGCCGGUCGUGACUCUCGAAGCUCUGUUCCAUCAAAUCGUGGUUCGUUAGACAUUAAGGAGGCUUCUUACCUCGUCUUAGACAAAAUAUCAAAGUUCACAGCCCGUUGUGAGGAGGUUCUAAUUUCCACUGCAAGGAAGAAAGAAGAGGAGAACCACCGUCAUUUCAGUGCACUAAAUACCUUGGAAAACUCUGCCCAACAAAAAAUAAAGAAGGAGGCCAAAAGAAUGAGGGAUGAAUUCUUUUCGUUCUUCAAAAACUUCGAGAGGCAACAUGCUGCGAUAAGGAUGCGAAGGGGUGCAUCAGGUGUCGAUGUUGAUUCUGGUAAUUGCCGCAACGCAUCCCCAAUACCAGAUCUCGCUGUGUCAACGCCUUGCAAUGCCAAACCAACACCUCCAGCGAGCGGCGGGUGUCAGGGCAACACAAACUCAUCACCGGACGUUGUCGAGGUGACUCCUAGGCGGUUCAAAAGGAUAGCAAAGAAACCGAAGAAGGUAACAUUUGAGUGCGGGCCAUCAGGCGUCAUGGACAUCACAGACAGCGAAGAUAAUGUGAAUGAUUGUUUAUCACACCCUACAGCAAUACGUUCAACUUCUGCCCUGGAAGAUGGCAACCCGGAAGACAGCUCGCCUGUCGUCAACAUCGCACUAGACAGCUUGAUAAGAGAAGCAGAGAGGUACAGCAGGUCAGGCAAGCAGAUUGUUGACGGUUCCACUGCAACCAGGGAUUCCAUCCUGGAACUUGCAAGUAGAGGUCAAUCAUCUGGCGCAAAAGAUGUCAAGGAUGGUGCAGCAACAUACUCUGUUUGUUGUGCUCAAGACCCCAACUUCGACAACAGGCGUCAAUGGAACUACCCGUCUGGACACCCACUUAUCGAGGAGACGCCGUCAUUUGACCUGGGCGUCUUCACACCUCCUUGCAAUAAAGCAAAAGAACCUACCUCGUUGAGCAUUGGUUCCAUAAAGGGCAUCACGCGGAAAGACCUGUUCGGCGCUGGUGAAUUCUCCACUAAAACUCCUGGGUCUGCAGACCAGGUGACACCAUCAACCCCCUUUCACAUAGGGAGCGCAACUAUACAUCCCACACAAGAACACCGUGUGGUGGCACACGUGUCACCGGUUAGUUGCACUAGGUCUGUAGCCACUGGCCUUUUGGACUUCAGAGAGGAAGUAGAGGCAGACUGUGUAAACCUGAACAAACCGGUUGAGGAAAUAUCACUACCCGCACCACCACCCAAAAGGAGAGUUGCCCCUGGGCCUGCCGAUGGGGGAUGA